Paralichthys olivaceus (Japanese flounder) is the source of this 2628-nucleotide messenger RNA. The record is from RefSeq and is a predicted model, not a curated record. NCBI's taxonomy places the organism in Eukaryota, Metazoa, Chordata, Actinopteri, Pleuronectiformes, Paralichthyidae.
CCGAAGCGAGUUCCUCCUCCUGUAUCUCCAAAACCCCGCGGACCUCCAACAGCACCCAAACCAGGCAAAGCAAUAGUAGCCUCGGCGACCAUGAGCCCGGGCUCGGCGGCCACCAGCCCCACCCCGGCACCCAAACCCUCCUCUCCACUCUCCGCUGCCCCGCUUCCAGCUCCCGACACCCCCUCCGGUUCAUCCCUCUCUCCAGGCCUCCCUCUUACAUCCCCCUCUCCGGCCCAGAGUCCCUCCACCCCAUCACCACACCCCGUCAAACCUCCCCGCUCCUCCAUCGCCGGCCUCUCCAUCGACUUGCUGGGAGUGCAGGAGGAGGAGGAGAGGAAGAGGGAAGAGGAAGAGCGGAGCAGAGAGAGGGAACAUAAGAGGUACAAAGAGCAGGAGGAGGAGGAGAGGAAGAGAGUAGAGGAAGAGAGUCAGAGCGAGGAGAAGCCCUCGAGGGAAGAAGGCGCUAGAGAAGAAGUGGAGAGUCAAGUGGAGGGAGCGGAGCCGGAGGAGGAGGGGGUGCAGCAUCGUUUGGAGGAGACCAGCGCCUCCUUGGCUGCAGCUCUUCAGGCUGUGGAGCAUAAAAUCAAAGAGGAGGAUGCACAAAAUGACUCUCUCUCCAGCAAAAAGUCGACAGUCUCCAUCUUGGACGACAUCGGCAGCAUGUUUGACGACUUGGCGGACCAACUGGAUGCAAUGCUCGACUGAUCCCCUGCCCACGCCUCAUCUCCAACAAACCCUUCCCCCUCUCCCCCUCCUCCAUGUGUAGGUACAUCAAGACAGCUCUCUCACGGCUCGACGCUGGUGCUCCGAGAGCGUGUGUGUUUGAGAGCGUGUCCCUCUGGUGCGAGCGCUUCUCAUGUAGCCUUGUACAGUAAAACUGAGGAGGGAGUCCUCCUAACCUGGUGCAGUAGCUCUGUAGUUCACCUCCCGGUGCGAGGAGGCCGCUCCCACACAACCUCUGACCUCUGCAGCCCAGCGAGCCGCCUCCGUCGCCACCCUGGCCUCAGGAGCGGCGUGGACCGAGAAGCACAAUCAUUUCCCCUCAUCCUUUGAAACUCUACAGACUCUGGCUUAGGACAGAGACGCUAACCCAGUCAGACAGGGAGACAGGCCUAUAAGCACAUUGCUUGAAAAAUAAGCACAUAAACUGACAGACAGGCAGAUGAACAGACAGACAGACAAUAUGCAUACAGAUGAGAAUUUUUAAAAGCACAUGGAAGCAGACAGGCUGCUUUCCGAGUCUGUCUCACUCCUGCGAUGUCAACAGGAUGCAAUUUUCCAGAUGAAUCGUAGCCUCUGUUUCUCUUCUGUGUGAGUGGAGGAUUGUGGGUAGCUGCACUUCCUGAGCUGUGUGUUGUCUCCGUUCAUGUUGCCGUUGUUGCUGUUGUUAUCGUUGUUGUCUUUAAAAGAGUGUGUGUGUCUGUGUGUGUGUUUGUGUGUGUGUAUUUCCCUGAUGCUCAUGUCAGUGUCCUCCCACUCGUACAGUAGUUGUACUCAUGAUCAGAGCGACGACAUAGAUGUGUGUCCAGGAUUUUUUGGGGACACACACAUGCAUAUACACACGCAUAUACACACACACACAUACAUAUUAAAUUUUUUGUAAUCUCGCUGGUGUUCUGUUGGUGUUUAGCUCCACCUAUGGAGGUUUGCUUGGAAAUGAAUCCACACACACACAUUACAAAGACUGAUACACACACAGACAUGUAAUACUGACUCACACAUAUUACAAAGACUGACACACACACACACUAAAUACUGACUGACAGACACACACUUAUACAAGCACACUCAUGCGGUGUAUCCCUUCGUCCUGCUGCAGUGAACAGUGUUUUUAAAAAUUAAUCCUAUAUUUCAAUGCUUUCUAUAGUACAUCCAGUAAACAUACAUACAUAGAGUUUAUAAUAUAUCUGGGUAUUUGAGCUUUUAGAGCUCCCUCUAGUGUUGGUUAGUGAAACUGCCUCUAAUCUGCCCCCCUUCUGUCUCGUCCCUUCUUUUUAAUCUCCCUUUGUGUCCUGUCCGUUAACUCUGCAUCUUUCUGUGCCUUGGUAGUUUUCUUUCGUAUGUUCUAAAUAUAUUUUAUACGUUUUCCUCUCUUAAAACCUUUAAUGAUUUUCUCGGUUUCCUCACAAAACCCUUGCUCCUUGUUUGUCUGUGUUGUAGCUUUAUAGUUUGACUUGUGAAUCCUUCAGUAUAUGAUCAUUGAAUUCAGUCGCCCUGUCUGAAGUCCUCCUGUAGCCAUUGAGAAGCCAUGUUUGAGCCCAUGUAAGCCCUGCUGUGCGCUGUUAGAAGUCGGCUCUGCUCCUGCUCGGCUCCCCAGUUUCCAGUGGUCCCACAUGUAGGCCCGACAGUGGAUCAGCCACCGGUGUUCAUCCCAAUGAAGAGUCUACGUGUAUUUUUAUGCUCUUUGAAAACAAAGAUAUAUUUGAGAGACAGAUGGUUCUAUGUGAAUAAUAAUUAAAAUAAUAAUGAUAAUAAAUGGUAAUUCUAGACGUUGAAUCGAGGUGAGCUGAUUGAGCCUGUGCAUUUCUGGUUGAGUUCUGGAUGUGUUGUGACGGCUGUUGUGCCAUGGUUGGGUUUAGGUUGUGUUUCUGCUGUGGUGAUGAUGAUGCAUUCCUGUACAGCUGUGAU